UCUCGAUAAACGUUUUAUUUUAUAUAACGUGUGGUUUUAGCGAGACAAGUUGACAAGGAAUAAUAUGUCUGCUUUACCGAAAGGUGAUUUGAAAAAAAGGUUUGCUUUGCCCCCAGUUCCAACAACUGGACCAGGAAAAGGUUGUGGGGGAAGAAAGUUAUUGCUGAAGACACGUGACUACAGUCCAGUGUACUGGGACAAGUACUUUGAAAACAAACAUGAUGUGAAGACAAGACAAGAUGAUACGUUCCGAGUUUAUGAUUGUGGAAACAAGGGGCCAGUUUUGUUUUUUCUGCAUGGUGGAGGGUUCUCAGCCCUUUCAUGGGCUCUUUUGUCAGCAACUGUGUCCCACCUGGUCACCUGUAGAUGUGCUGCCAUGGACUUGAGAGGACACGGUGAUUCAGUCACUUCAAAUGACAAAGAUCUCUCACUUGACACCAUGUCCAGGGAUGUAGCUGAUGUCAUCGAUGUGCUGUAUGGGGAUACGCCACCACAGAUCAUUCUAGUUGGUCACAGCAUGGGUGGUGCGAUCGCAGUAAACACAGCCAACAAAGAAUUGAUUCCUUCCUUGGCUGGACUCUGUGUCAUAGACGUGGUGGAAGGUACGGCAUUGGAUGCUCUUUCCAGCAUGCAGUCUUUCCUCCGGGGUCGACCAAAGUCAUUCAAGACAUUAGACAUGGUAGUAGAAUGGAUAGUGCGCACUGGUCAGAUUAAGAACAUUGAUUCAGCUCGAGUGUCUAUGGUGGGUCAGGUGAAAUGUGUGGAUACGAAUGAGACGGCCUCGUCUGAGUUGGAACAAGUCCACAGUUCGUCUGAGACAAUCAUCGAGGAAGAUGAAGAACAUCCUGGGGAGAAGCUGCCGGAUUCUUCUCCGAAUGGAUCGUCAGAACUACGUCAGAAUGAAGACUCUUCAUCGUUCUCAGCACCACAGGGUCCUCACAGUUAUACAUGGAGAAUAGACUUGGCUGAAACAGAACAGUUCUGGAAAGGCUGGUUUCAAGGAUUGUCUCAGAAGUUUUUAUCUUGUAGUGUUCCAAAGAUGCUAAUCCUUGCAGGGAUGGACAGACUUGAUAAAGAUCUUACUAUUGGACAGAUGCAGGGGAAAUUUCAGCUGCAGGUUUUACCACAGAGUGGCCAUGUAGUGCAUGAAGACUGCCCGGACAAAGUAGCUGAUGUUCUAGCCACAUAUCUCGUGCGUCACAAGAUGGCCGAACCGACCACUGACUUUGAAAGAACUGUCCCCUAUUGUUGAUAAAUGUCCACGAUCUUCAAAUGCCAAACCGUGACCAUCUUGUUCCCUGCCUGCUGAAAGAGACUCAACUGGUAACUGAAUCGUCCUAGCACACAAAACUCACUUACAGCGAGCGAGAGCUACUGGUAACUCAUCAGUUAUUCAGAAUCACUAUCAAGACGACUGGUUAGUAGGGAGAUGGUGGAAACCUUGAAUGGCAACCGGUAAAACUAAGGUGCAUCAGACCAUACACCAACAAGACUUGUUUUCAUAUAUGUACCCAAUUCUGACAUUGUAUCAUCCAGUUUGUGUGAUCUCGGUGGACAAAGCAUGUUGUUGGGAGUUUUAUCUGUAUCACUGAAAGUCAGUUUAAUAAGCAGAGAAAAUAAUAUGUGAAAAUAGCAUUUCACAUAGUAGCUUUCUGCUUGUUUAUUUCAGUAGUGUCUCCGAAAUAUUUGAUGCAUCAGUGUCACAGAUAAAAUGUUUUACGGCCAAAGAAAAAGCAUUUAUUAAUCUUU
Molecule: messenger RNA, 1749 nt
Organism: Gigantopelta aegis
Lineage: Eukaryota; Metazoa; Mollusca; Gastropoda; Neomphalida; Peltospiridae
Product: protein phosphatase methylesterase 1-like
Exons: 16
Coding region: 65-1252 (395 amino acids)
Biological process (GO): protein demethylation
Molecular function (GO): protein methylesterase activity
Source: RefSeq, a predicted model, not a curated record